This is a messenger RNA of Hirundo rustica (Barn swallow), 2837 nucleotides long. RefSeq names its product PX domain containing serine/threonine kinase like (gene PXK). Gene Ontology annotation, biological process: protein targeting to lysosome; endosome to lysosome transport; protein phosphorylation. Bases 516 to 1982 code for a protein of 488 amino acids. The transcript has 19 exons. Gene Ontology annotation, molecular function: phosphatidylinositol binding; protein kinase activity; ATP binding. The record is from RefSeq and is a predicted model, not a curated record. Lineage: Eukaryota; Metazoa; Chordata; Aves; Passeriformes; Hirundinidae. Gene Ontology annotation, cellular component: early endosome; late endosome; extrinsic component of endosome membrane.
GUUCUCUGCUCCCGGCUCCGCUAUGGCCUUCAUGGAGAAGCCGCCGGCCGGCAAGGUGCUGCUGGACGACACGGUGCCGCUGACAGCGCAGAUCGAGGCGAGCCAGAGCCUGCACUCGCACACGCCUUCUUUCCUGUUUGCUUCCUUUUUCAAAAACUAGGAAUGGUGAUAAAGACCGAUUGUUAAACAGUUGGAGUGCUUUGCUGAGCAAUUUUCACCCAGGAACGUUAACAAAAUUUUGCUGAGCGGCUCUGAAUUGCUGAUGAUAAUAUUUUGAUAAGUGCUGGAACACCAGGGACUAAUCUUGGUGAAUUUCGAGGGAAAAACCAAAAAACAACCACCUAAAUCUUGGCUCUGCAUGAAAAUGGGAAUACAUAAUCCGUGUCCAGAGAGGAGUUUCAACAGAAAACAGUUGGCAGAUUGUGAGGCGAUAUAGUGACUUUGACUUGUUGAAUAACAGCCUGCAGAUCUCAACUCUAAGUCUACCUCUUCCUCCAAAAAAGUUGAUUGGAAAUAUGGAGCGUGAAUUCAUCGCUGAAAGACAGAAGGGGCUCCAGGCCUAUCUGGAUGUAAUUACUACCCAUCACAUCCUGUCUAACUGUGAACUGGUAAAGAAAUUCUUGGACCCAAACAACUAUUCUGUAAAUUACACUGAAAUUGCCUUACAGCACGUUUCAAUGUUCUUCCGAUCAGAGCCAAAGUGGGAAGUAGCUGAACCAUUAAAAGACAUAGGUUGGCGAAUACGUAAGAAAUACUUCUUAAUGAAAAUUAAGAAUCAACCAAAGGAACGGCUAGUGUUAAGCUGGGCUGAUCUUGGCCCUGAUAAAUACUUGUCUGACAGAGACUUACAGUAUGCUGUGAAACUUCUUUCUUCCUGUUCUCAUCCCUAUAUUUACAAAAUCACUUUUGCCACUGCCAAUGAAUCUUCAGCGCUGGUUAUUAGACCAUUCAGUGAAAAAGGGACACUAAAGGAUAUUAUUUAUAAGGCAAAGCCAAAAGACCCAUUCCUGAAGAAGUAUUGCAAUCCUAAAAAAAUUCAAGGUCUUGAACUUCAGCAAAUAAAAACAUAUGGAAGGCAAAUAUUAGAGGUGUUAAAAUUCCUCCAUGAGAAAGGAUUUCCUUAUGGCCAUCUUCACUCUGCCAAUGUGAUGUUGGAUGGGGAUACCUGCAAGUUACUGGAUCUAGAAAAUUCCUUGUUGGGACUUCCAUCAUUUUAUCGAUCCUACUUUUCACAGUUUCGGAAAAUUAAUACUUUAGAGGGUGUUGAUGUUCAUUGCUUUGGACACUUACUGUAUGAAAUGACCUAUGGAAGACCUCCAGACACGAUUCCAGUGGAGAGCUUCCCCCCUGCUCCAUCAGUGUGUGUUGUGUCAGUGUUGGAGUCUAUUCUGACUUGUGAAGCUCUGAAGAAUGGGAUGCCAACUGUCUCACGGCUCUUACAGAUGCCAUUAUUCAGUGACGUCCUGCUAACAAACUCUGAGAAACCACAGUUUAAGAUUCCUACUAAGCUAAAAGAGGCAUUGAAAAUCUCCAAGGAAUGCAUAGAAAAGCGAUUAACAGAAGAACAGAAAUUGAUUCACCAGCACAGAAGGCUGACAAGAGCUCAGUCUCAUCACGGCUCUGAAGAAGAAAAAAAGAAAAGGAAGAUCUUGGCACGAAAAAAGUCAAAACGUUCUGCCAAUGAAAGUGGGGAAGAGCACUCAGCCAAAUACAGCAACUCAAAUAACUCAGCAGGCUCUGGGGCGAGUUCCCCUUUAACAUCUCCAUCAUCCCCCACUCCACCUUCCACAGCAGGAGCAUCGUCCAUACCCCCAGCGCCGCCCCCGCCGCCGGCAGCUCCUUCCCCGAGCACAGAGGCGCCGACGGCGCGGCCCGACGUCAGCGCGAGCCGAGGAGCCUUGCUCAGCUCCAUUCAAAACUUUCAGAAAGGAACGCUGAAGAAAACACAGACGUGCGACUACAGUGCUCCCAGGAUCAGCUGAGGCCGCUGGUCACUGCAGGAUUCAAUUCCCUCUCCCCCUCCUGUGCUGACCCUCCUGACCAGAACUGACCCAGCAGCACAGAGCAGCUGCAGCUCCGUUCUCCCCGGUUUCAGCUUUCAGCGUCGCUGCCCUGCCCGCGUUGCUCUGCCAUGCUGGGAUAAGUACGCUGGUCUUUACUUGGCUGCAAGAACUGUCUUCUCUAGCUACAGUUUCAGGGGUACAGCAACUUCUAUAUAGCUGAAUAAAAAAAGCUGAAAAUAGGAAUGACCAUGAUGAUGGUGAAUGAAUGCAUUUUUCCUAGUUCCAUUCCACCCCUUUUUUCAAAUUACUGGAAUGUAGUUUUAGUCUGCUCAGUUUUUCAGCUCUUUUCAUGCACUUGUAACUCAUCGUAAUUCUUGCUGCAUGGAGUCAACAAGUUUGUUUUACAUAAUCCAACCCUUAAAGCAUACUGCACAGGCGAGGGAACUGGAGAAUUAAAUCUUAUUCCCACCAUGUUUGCUGGUGGAGUUAAAAUGCUGUCUCAUAAAGCUUGUUUAAAUGCACAUCCUACCUGCAACUCUAGGGGAAAAGUGUUUUUAAAUGAGGAAGCAGUUGAAGUGGGAGGUUAUAGGGCACUGGGCUGUUAUUGUUGAUUUAAUUAAAUGAAAAGUUACUUCAAGUUAAUUCUACCAUUUAAACUUUAUUGAAAGAUCCUUUUUGAUUUAAAACCUUAAACAAAUUGCACUUUAAAGGAUUAUAGAUAAUCCAUUUUUUUAAAUUCAAGUACAUCAGUGUUUGUUACUAUGCAGAGAAUGUCUGUACAAAGUUUCAUGUAACCUGUGAUAUUCAGUCAUUUUUAUUAAAAUGUUAAUGGAA